CGGCCGGGCUCCCGGAUCAGCUCGGCCCCGCGUCCCGGCGGAAGCGGGCGGGAAGGGGCGGGCCGGGCUGGGGCCAGCGUGGCGGGCAGCAGACAUGCCGCUGGCCAAAGACCUGCUGCACCCCUCCUUAGAGGAUGAGAAGAAGAAGCACAAAAAGAAACGUCUCGUGCAGAGCCCCAGCUCCUACUUCAUGGAUGUAAAAUGUCCAGGAUGCUACAAGAUCACCACUGUGUUCAGCCAUGCUCAGACUGUAGUUCUGUGUGUAGGAUGCUCAACUGUCCUGUGUCAGCCUACGGGGGGGAAAGCCAGGCUCACAGAAGGCUGUUCAUUUAGAAGAAAGCAACACUGAACACUUCAGCAUGUGGUUUUGGAUCUGUGUUCCCGAGAGCCUUACCAGUUUAAAAAUGCCUGUUAAUGCAACAAUGUAAUUAUUAUUGAUUUUGUAAAAAUGACACACUACUGGUGACUAAUAAGCUGGAAUCUCUUUUUCAAUAAAUGAUAUAAGUGCAAGUUUUUCCUGCAAGUUUGCAGGCAAACAGUGUUGUUAAA
Molecule: messenger RNA, 549 nt
Organism: Calypte anna (Anna's hummingbird)
Lineage: Eukaryota; Metazoa; Chordata; Aves; Apodiformes; Trochilidae
Gene: RPS27L
Product: ribosomal protein S27 like
Exons: 4
Coding region: 95-349 (84 amino acids)
Biological process (GO): translation; ribosomal small subunit assembly
Cellular component (GO): cytosolic small ribosomal subunit; ribosome
Molecular function (GO): structural constituent of ribosome; RNA binding
Source: RefSeq, a predicted model, not a curated record